Messenger RNA from Linum trigynum, 6820 nucleotides. Lineage: Eukaryota; Viridiplantae; Streptophyta; Magnoliopsida; Malpighiales; Linaceae. The record is from the annotation of a GenBank genome assembly.
UUUGUGACACAAAUAUAAACAAGCUGUUUCAAAACAAGAAAAUUUCUAGCCAGAAACUGUUAAUGUAAAAAUCUACAAAGUUGAAUGUACCCACGAAGCAACCAACAAACACUGGAACCUAACAUGAUAUAUGACCACAUAGAAGUAUCAGCCCUCAUGUUUUCUUACCAUAGCUUCUUGAUUCAGCAAGGAUGAACGAGCACCAGGCACCCGUCAAACCCAAAGCGAUGUGCAAUUCGAGUUGGAUUUAAUUCUCAACAUAAAGUUGUUCGGUUGUCGAUUCAGUCAUCUAACUCAAGAUUGUGAAACAGAAGGUAACCAGACCAAAAGACUAUUUGAUUGCAUAUUGCUUUGAUAUAAUCUCUGUAUUCAUUUUCCGAUCUAAUACUGGCUCAACUCGAUUCCUGGACACAGAGUGAUACACCCCCGGAAAAUAUGGAUCUACCAUUGCAUCCAGAAUUAAAACAGCUAUAGUAUAGCUUACCGAUAUGCUGCGCAAAUCAUUUCUGCAGUAUUGUCCCCGGGGAGCCUGUGUAUUCCUGACCCCCUCAAACCGUCAUUCAUAGCUUGUUUGGCCUGCACAGCAAACCCAAACGAUAUAUAAAAAAAAGCACGUUAAUGGUGAUAAAGAGAAAUCUUCAUUAGUCCAGACUAAGCGCCACUAGUCCACUUUCGUAGAAAUCACAUUCCCUGCUGUAGAAAUCCUUAUAUUAUUGGUACUGUUCCAAGUUGAAGCUGAGAUCAGGCACUAGAACUCAAGGAGGGGUAAAGGCCAAGACCAGAUUCCUACCUUGUUCAGACUCAUACAACAUUAUAAUUUCCUCACUUCAGUUUGGGUUCUCCCCUCUGCAGUACCAAGCUAUGCUACAAGGUCCUUUUGGGUUCCAGUUCUCCCACCACAAAUUAAAUGAUGGGGCAUUAUCGAGCAUUGAGCUAUAUUAGUUGCUUUAAUCACUUUCUUCCACACUCGUGAUCCUUGACCAAGGAUCAUCUGGUAAAUCCUUGCAGUUUCCAGCCAACAAUUAUCCAGAUAACAGACAUGAUAGUGGACAUAUAGAUCGAUAAUAUUAGGUGAUACUCCUUGAUCGAGGGGAGAGCCGAACUGCUCUCUAGAUGAUAGGUGAUACUCAACCAAGGAUUUACCUGAUCUCAUACUGUUAUACUCACCUAUGUUCAAACCUUGCUGUGUAGUAUCACCCAUUAUCUAUCAAGGUCCAAACAUAAUCCUAGUAUUAAUAAACACAACAAAUCUACGUGUAUGUUCCAGCCUUGAACUCAGCAUCACCUAGAUAAAGGCUUUCUGAUUGAAUUACUAUCAUAUCAAAAGACAAAAGUUAUAAAAAAACCUAUGAUCGCUGAGUUUGAUACCUUUCCUUUUCUCAUUUGUGCAGAAAUGGCUAGACAAUUCAAGACCACAUAAAGCUCACAACUAAUUCACGGCUCAUUCAAGAGUAGACGUUCGAACUCCACGAUAACAGUUCAACAAGAGAGCGUGAUGAAAACAAUUAAACAAAAAUGCAAAAUGAAUCAUUAUUCUCCAGUGCCGCCAAUGACCCACAAGAAUACUAUACCUGAUUCAAGAUUAAGUUAAUCAGUCAACUGAGCACAAAGAAUAAGAAUUGUGAGCAGCCAAUGCUCAAUGAUUGGUAAUGAUAGUUGAAUAUAUCUAAUAUUAUAUAUAAGAUAAUUAAGUGGAAUUUCAAACCUCGUCAUCUUACUCCUACACGGAGAACACUUUAACUGUUAAAUGGCAUCACAGAAACUGUGGCGAUAAAAAGCAAAGCGAAUCAAUACCAGACAGGAAUCUGGAGCCAUAAGGGAAAUUAGAAUUCAAAGAAUGACAAGAGUAAAUACGAUUUUAAUCGGGCCAAAAACAAAUGAGAGAAAAAUUGAACCAAACAUAAAGCAGAGAGUGGGGUGGGUGGUCUGGCAUGCCCUAGUGGAACCGAAAUCACUCCCAGAAUGCUUAUAUUAAAUAACACACACAGAGAUAUAUAAUGCAACUUGAGGUGGAGGGUAGGAUAGAAAGAAGCCAAGCACUCAUAUAUUAUGCGCACCCAAAGGGACUCCAAGUAGCCCCCAUAGGCCAUAGAUGACUCACAAGAUCUAUAAAACAAAGAAUGAUCAAAACUCAAAAGGGUCCCAUGCACAACCACACUUCUUGUGUCAAUGCUCUGCAACAAAUGAUGCUUCGAUAAUUUUUGUUUUUAUUUUUGAAUUGGACUGAAAUUGGAAUCCAAGUGAUGGGUUCUCCUUUUAAUCAUUGCACUCUCAUAUACAAAAUAUGAAAAUAACCAAGUGCAAAGGAGGUGAGAGAUAAAGGAGGGAAUAAUACGUCUAAGAUUUAUGCUUAUAGCAUCUAACUCCCCUCUCCCUAUCUCCACUUUCAUUUUUCUUCUCUAUCUUCUAUUUGAUUAUUAAUAUACAUAGGCAUGCAAUGCUACUCAUAUCUAAUUUCGGCGAUACGAAUGUUGAAAAGUGAAAACUACAGUACUGGAACGCCAGAACUCGAAAGACACAAACUUUUAGAAGGAAUAUAAGAAUAUGUCGGCUAAUGGCUUCACUAUACAAAGGAAAGCAACCCCUCGUCCACCCUUUUACUUCUAAUUUUGGCAAAUCCCCCAGGCCCCUACUUGAUUAUUUGUUCAUAUGCUCAUAACUUGUGUGCUGUGAGAUAAGGUAUAAAGAUGAGAGAAAAAUCCUCCUGUUAAAGCAAGGAUAUACCUCACAUUCGUAGAGACAACGCGACUUUCAUGGUUAACAGAGUAUGAAUGGGCUAUAAUGGCAUUUUUGCUGUAUAAUUUAACUUGGCGCAGCAUUAUAUAAAUAUAUAUCCUACAGAGGAGGAAUCAGAACAAAGAACAAAAGGAUGAAGUUUCAAGUGAGAAACUCAUGUACAGAACGACAGUAGAUGUGCAGAAAACUAAGAGAUUCGCCUCUCUUUUCUCAAGUUCUGUGAAUGACUUGAAAUGGUCCCGAAAAUCGAAAAUUAAUACAACAUGACAUGAGAUGGGUCAUGUCACUGUCCUUGGACUACUGAGAGAAAACAUGUGAAAAUAACUCAACUUCCCUUAGCUCUAAGGGUUGCUUUCAUGAAAUUGUACAUGAGUUUCAUAAAGGAACUUUUGAGUGCACGAACUGAUAAGUUUUGUGAAGCAAGAGAAAAUAAUAAUAUGCUUAGAGCUCAAAAAAGAUAAAAGAAGAUGAGUCUUCCUUUUGAAUCUACUUUUAUGUUUGAUGUUAUAGAAAUCAACUGUGACAUUAAACUUUCCCUCUUAUGAACAAAAUACGAAUUGGGAGAUUGAAAGCAUUCAAGAAGUCACCUAAAUGGAAGAAUAUAAUGCAGCCAGACUUUUGGACAAUGUAAGAUAAACGUUUGUUUUUGUCAUGCCAUAAAUUUAAUACUCUACUUAAGCACGGUCGAACACAAUUCCCUCAAAGCGAAGAUCACUUAUACUAUAAUUCACAAAUUGGUCAUAUUUGAUUUUUUAUGAAUUUUUAAAGGAGUGGAAUCCAAUACAUUUGACGCAAAAUCAAAGGAUUACCUGAAUAAGACUGCAGGUCGAAAACGACAUAGGGAGAUAUGAUACAGAUUCUCGGCAACCAAAUCACCAAAGCAUGAGGCCAUUUGCAAAAAGGACUGAUGUGAUGCACAAAUCAUCCCUGCACGACAGGUACGUUUAUUAACAGCGAAACCCCACAUAAGAAGUUUUGUGUAAACUGAUACGCACCACAAACAUUGGCAAGUUUAACUUGGAUUCACAUAAUAACAUGCAGGAUUCAGAUGCAAAGCAUGUGUUGUUUGUCAUGACCUGAUGACCUCCAAAACCUUGAGGUGCUGAAAUACACAGCCAUUGCAAGUUCCCACUUGCUUCACAAUCUUACGUAAUUUUGUGUGAAGCAGUGGCGAGCAGCAUCAUUUGUCUAGCAGGCAGUACCUAAAAUAACUCUUUUUUUCCAAUUCUACAAGCACCCAAAAAACUAUUUGUGAAGCACGCAUGUGCACCAGAAGCAGCUAAAAAACAAAGGUAAACAUCCACCAAAGGUGACUUGUGACACCAAAUCGGCAGUGUAUUGCAGCACACUGAUUUGCCUCAUUGUGGAGGUAUGAUAUUUCCAAACGGAAAGAAAGAAAAAGCAUUGCUGUGCAUAGGGAUAGAUUCCUACAGAUGAUUGAUCCUCUAUCAAUGGCAUGCUUAAUUUCUCACUUCCUAAAAAUAAACACUGGCAUAGUGGCAUGCCUCAUUUCCAGUCAUAGAAGUCUAAAAGCAAGUAGCUCUGAAUGCUUUAUGUGCCACCAUGGCCAGAUGUGUACUGUAUGUCAGGUAGAGAAAGAAGAUGGAAUUAAAGUGAACUCAUGAAGAGAUGAAAAUAAAUAUAACUAAGAGUUAGUGACAGAAUAUUUUCAGAAAGAAAAGAAAAGAAAAAAGCAAUGAGGGUCCCACCUACAUCAGACUUAGCAUGAUUUGUACCCUCCACUAUAUAUUUGGGCGCCCCAGUUCAGUUUAGGAGCCAAGUUAAACAACUUCUUCUCUUGCUCAUAGAAACCAUCUAUAACAAUUAUCAGUACCAUGCCUGUCAACUGUGUUGCACCAAAACCAGAGUAUGAGAGCAAAGCCCCAGGAGAAAGUCUGUCAGGGAAGAAUGAACCAAGUAAUGUGGCUGUGAUUGCCUACCCACUACCACCUGAGACACAAUCUGUCAUCCAACUCAGAGUAUUUCCCAUAGCUUUGAAGUUUGAGGAGGUGGUCUACAAAGUUAAACGGGAAGAGAAAGGAUCAUGCUGGGGAGGUACAUGGCACGGUAAAGAGAAAACUAUACUGAACGGAAUUUCAGGAAUGGUUUGCCCUGGAGAGAUCCUAGCUAUGUUAGGCCCAUCAGGCAGUGGUAAAACCACCCUCCUCACAGCCCUCGGAGGCCGGCUCAAUGGUAAAUUAUCAGGAAAGAUCACAUACAACGGGCAGCCGUUUUCUGGCGUCAUAAAGCGACGCACAGGGUUUGUAGCCCAAGAUGAUGUUUUGUACCCACAUCUAACUGUGAAUGAAACUCUCAUGUUCACUGCACUGUUAAGGCUUCCCAAAACCUUAACCUGGGAAGAGAAAGCCCAGCAUGUAGAACAGGUGAUCAUUGAGUUGGGAUUGACUCGCUGCAGAAACAGCAUGAUAGGUGGCCCACUGUUUAGAGGAAUAUCAGGAGGAGAGAAGAAGAGGGUGAGCAUAGGACAAGAGAUGCUAAUCAACCCGAGCUUACUACUACUAGAUGAGCCUACAUCAGGUUUGGACUCAACCACAGCUCAGCGAAUUCUUACAACGAUCAAAAGGUUAGCUGAAGGGGGAAGAACAGUAGUUACCACCAUUCACCAGCCUUCAAGCCGAUUGUACCACAUGUUUGAUAAGGUAGUUUUGCUCUCUGAGGGAUCUCCAAUCUAUUAUGGUCCUGCCUCUGCUGCCUUGGAAUACUUCUCCUCCGUCGGUUUCUCCACAUCCAUGACUGUCAAUCCAUCUGAUCUCUUACUUGAUCUCGCCAAUGGUAUUGCUCCUGAUAGGAAUGGAGGUGAGCAAGGUGAGAACAUGGAAAAGGAACAGAAGCUGGUGAAGGAAACUCUAAUUUCUGCUUACGAGAGGAACAUUUCAACAACUCUAAAAGCGGAGCUUUGCAACCUGGAUGUCAAUAGGUUCAGCCACAUAAAAGAUACCCCUGCAAGAAAAAAUACCAAUUCAGAGGAGUGGUCUACAAGCUGGUGGCAUCAGUUCAAGGUGCUAUUUCAGAGGGGCUUGAGGGAGCGGCGGUUUGAAUCAUUCAACAGGCUGAGAAUUUUCCAAGUCAUCAGUGUUGCAGUACUUGGCGGGCUCCUCUGGUGGCAAACCCCGACAUCUCACAUUGGGGACCGAACAGCAUUGCUGUUCUUCUUCUCGGUAUUUUGGGGCUUCUACCCUCUCUACAAUGCAGUUUUCACAUUUCCCCAAGAAAGGAGAAUGUUGAUCAAGGAGCGGGCAUCUGGAAUGUAUCAUCUCUCGUCCUACUUUCUAGCCAGAACCUUCGGAGACCUGCCAUUGGACCUUGCACUCCCUACAGCAUUUGUUUUCAUAAUCUAUUGGAUGGGUGGGCUUAAACCUGAUCCCAUAACUUUCGUGCUGUCCCUGAUUGUGGUUCUCUACAGUGUCCUGGUCUCCCAAAGUCUAGGAUUAGCCAUUGGUGCUAUUGUUAUGGACAUAAAACAAGCCACGACACUGGCAUCAGUUACAACUCUGGUCUUCCUCAUUGCUGGUGGUUACUACGUGCAACAAAUACCUCCAUUCAUUGUUUGGCUUAAGUACUUGAGCUACAGCUACUACUGCUACAAGCUUCUACUGGGAGUCCAAUACAAAGAAGAUGAUUACUAUGAGUGUUCCAAGGGAGUCCUGUGCCGGGUUGGAGAUUAUCCUGCGAUCAAAUCAAUGGGGCUGAACAAUUUGUGGAUGGAUGUGUGUGUUAUGGCCUUGAUGUUGGUAGGUUAUCGACUCAUUGCAUACUUUGCACUUCAUCGAGUACAGUUGAGGUGAAUUUAGCAAUGCUUUGCUUCUAGAAGAAAGACACUUUGAAGAGUUCUCUCGUCUUUCAACGGAGAAAUAAUGUUAGAUGUAGGCUGGGGACCAAGGUCUGAAGAUUUUGGUGAAUUUUUCCUCCCAGUUAAUGGAUGGUCAGACCUAUCUGUCAUACUUGGAUCUCAUAAUCCUAACUUAGGCAUAUUGAUACCGGAAUAAGCAUAUAAGAUACGGAUGUAACAAGGACAUCUCAUGUUGCUGGUAAAGGAGGAAAAGCAUAAAGUGUUUGGACAUUG